This is a messenger RNA of Leptopilina boulardi, 2260 nucleotides long. RefSeq names its product vascular endothelial growth factor A (gene Pvf1). Gene Ontology annotation, cellular component: membrane. Gene Ontology annotation, molecular function: growth factor activity; growth factor receptor binding. The record is from RefSeq and is a predicted model, not a curated record. Gene Ontology annotation, biological process: positive regulation of protein autophosphorylation; positive regulation of cell population proliferation. The coding region runs from base 319 to 1197 and encodes 292 amino acids. Lineage: Eukaryota; Metazoa; Arthropoda; Insecta; Hymenoptera; Figitidae. The transcript has 6 exons.
ACGACAUGAAACAUUGCCAUUAGCAGAAGGAACCGAGCCAGCGUGAACGACACACACGUUUAGUGUCUCGUUUGAUAUACACGGAAAUUGAUUUGUCGUAAUUCAGGUGAAAAAUGAAAGAGAGAUAGCAAAGUGUUUUUUUAAAAAAUUUUCUCAUUAUAGUUGGAAAAAAAAAUUACAAGUGCCAAGAACUCGUUUUUCUACUAUAAUCGAACAAGAAAGAAAGGCAAGACAGCCUCCAGGCUUGUUUUGCACAAUCGUAAAGACUCGCGAGUGUAUUCGAAUCGGCUUGAAAAACAAAAAAACAAAAAAAAAAAAAUGUGGUUCUUAAUUUUCGCGCUUAUGUGUUGUGAAGUGUCAUCAGAAAUACAACAACAAAAUUCAAGUGAUAUUCAUUUUUCUGAUGUUGAAAAUCAAAGGAGGAUAGUACCUGACAAUUCUAGUAUUACUUCGAUAUCGUUACCGAUUGCGAGGACAAUGAAUACUUUAGGAAAAUUUAAUUAUUCCGAUCUCAUAGAAGAUUUACCAGCUUCAGGAGAAAUAAUUCGUGUUGGAAGGGACUCUCAAUCGAGAGCAAUAAGACCUGAAUUUGCAAAAUGUAUGCCCGAGAGUACAGUUGUAAAAGUUGUCAAAAAUCCUGAACCAUCGACAAUUUAUUUUCCCGCAUGUAUAAGAGUAAAAAGAUGCGGAGGCUGUUGCCAAAAUAGUUUAUUGGCUUGUGAACCGACAGCAAAUAAAAUAGUAGACUAUGAAAUAACAGCAACAACGAUAAAUUAUUCGACAGAGAAUCAUAAACCUUUUAGGUUUAAAAAUGCAAUUAUUGUACCAAUAGAAGAGCAUACAGCAUGUAGAUGUGUUUGUGCGAUUAAAGAAAAAGAUUGUAAUAGUAAUCAAAUAUACAAGCCGGAAGAAUGCAGAUGUCAGUGUAAAAACCUUGACGAGAAAGAAAAUUGCAAAGCGGGUAACACCAAGAAAACAUGGAACCCUGAGCUCUGUAUCUGUCAAUGUCAGGAAGUUGAACAAUGUCCUACAAACUUCUACUUCGAUCCAAACACUUGCAGCUGCAAGAAGAUAGUUGUUGAAGCAUGGUCCAACGACAAUAGAAGACCAAAUUUUAGCUUUAAUACACCAAGACCUAGUCAAUCGUUACCGGUUUUAUAUCCACCAGAUAUAGACGAUUCGCGAAAACGUCGCUAAAAAAACGCUAAAUACUAAAAACUAAGUUUUCCAUUCGAGUAUUUAUACUACUAAGAAAUUUUCGCCUCACCCGAAUAUAAAAAAAAGUAUUAAAAUUAAGAGAUUAAAGUCUGUAAAAUCGACUACUCAUCACAUAUUAUAGAUUAAUUUUUAAUUUCUAAUUUGACUAUGUGAGGUAUUUUUUAACUUUUGAAUUUUGUAAUAUGCUUUUUGUAUUUUAAAAAUGCAACAUAUUUAAAAAAAAACGCGCAAAAUGUAUAUUUAUCAAUUUUUAGUCAACAAAGUUGACGAAAAAUUUGACAUCAUUAUUCAUUAUUCUAUUAUAUGAAUCAUUUUUAAAUAAAUAUUUGUUAUCUGUUAUUAUGUUCACAAACUACAAUGACGUAUUACAAAUUCUAUAAUAGUAAUGAAUGAAACUCUUGUGAUAGUUAUUACCUGUUGUGAAUUUAAAAUAACAUCUAGAAAUAUUUCAUAUUUUAAUAUUGUAUAAAGUUACAAUGUAAUUGACUCAACUAUUAGUUUAAGAAUGAAAAUCUAUGUUAAUUUUUCAUAUUUAUAUAAUAUAUAUAUAUAUAUAUAUAUAUAAUUUUAAUUAAAUUAUGAAAGAGAGAAUAUAGGGAUAUUAUUUCUCAAGUGUUUGAGCAAAAAUAUUAAAAAUUUAUUAAUUUUUCAAAUUUGAAAAUAAAAAAAAAAUAUAAAGGCAAAAUAAUUUCUAUCAAAUCAUGUUUAAUAUUUUAGAAAUUUUUUUAAAAGAACAACUAAUAAAAUAUUUUUAAUAUUUAAUUUUUAGUCAUCGGAAAACUUUUGAGAAAUAAUGUCCAGUAUGAAAAAAACGUUAAAGCUUUAAGCGACAUUGAAAUUGUAUUUUACUUUCUUAACUAUAUAUAUAAUGCAAUCUUCGCAAAUAAUUAUUGUUAAAAAAUUAAAUUUAAAAAUCAAACUCCAUGAGUUUCCUAUUUUUAUAAUUGUAAAUCGAUUAUCAAAAUCAAAAAUUGUUAUAUGUAAUGUUUAUAUAGAUGUAUAUAUAAUUAUUAUAAAUAAUAAGUGACAUAUUUUUAACAGA